GUCGGAUGUGUAUGCGUCCUCACGUGUAGUUUCAGCUGCGCUGGGCGGGAUUUUAGGUUCCAGGGCCUCACCGAUGGUUUUGAAUGCCACGGAUCACAUUCAAAGCGAGUUUCUCUACUGCGCAUAAGGAUUUUAAGCAAAUCUGUGUGUGUGUACAGCGCAACGCGUUUUGCUCCUUUAAAUCGACAGCACUUUUGAACUCAGAAUUCAAAGCUGCUGUUGAACAGUUUGUGAAACAAUGGACACGAGACAAAGACGGCUGCAGGCCAUGAAAAAGAUAAGAAUUGCUUUAAGAUAAAUACUUAAAAAUGCAUAAAACUAAAGAACUUUCACACAAAAAUAAUGUAUUUUCUGCAUGAAAGUCAGAGCUUCUAUUACAGCUUAGAAGGUGCACAAUUCCUAAUUCCGAGCAAAGCUUCAAACAACUAUCGUCUAUGACACAGUGGAGUAACGUCUGCCUGAUGUGCGCGUUCAAGGGUUAAUCCUGUGAUAUUAGCGCGUCUGCAGUGUGUGUCUGUUAGGGGCCACACUGACCCCGUGUGGUCUGCAGGCUCUGCAACGCGUGGAACGAACCCUCGCUGCCGACCAACACUUCAUUUAUCAUUGCCGUGUGUUUGUUUUGUUUUGCUCACCUCACAGCCGAACACAACCACACCGUAACGCUUAUGGAAAUCAGGGCGUGACUUUUGUUGGCUUUGUUUGGCUGCCUCGCACCUGCCCACAUCUAUUAGGAAAAUCAGGCCCUUAUAUUUUCUUAAACAGUCAAUUGAGCCGCUAGUCACCGUCGGGUCCGAUCCCGACAGAACGCACUCGGUAAGCUCCGACUCUGCAGAAAUCUGUUGCGAUGUUGAACUUUUCCGGCAAUCACUCCGUGGAAGAAGCGGAAUGUACGCAGGUUGUGUUUUUCUCCCUGAUCGACAUCCUCAGCCUCCUCAUUGGACAUCCAGUGAACGCCAAACUGCUGUGGAUCAGCGUCACAUCCAAGAAGACCCUGGAUAUCCUAAAUUUCAAUUUAGCACUCUUCAACGACUCGCAGUACUUCAUCACUUUGCUGCAUCUCAUCUACAUGUUAUCGGCGGCGCAAAACCACCAACAAAUCGCCAACUUUCUCUUGGUGUACGUGCAAAUCGGGGGGCCAAUGAGUCUGUCUUUUAUCUGCAUGGAGAGAUACGUCGCGGUGAUCCACCCCACAUCUUACCCCCUGCUGAAGAAGUACAGAAUCCGGGAGCUCUGUGCUCUGACGGUGUGGCUCUUUGCGUUGCCUUCUGCUCUGGUCGUUGUCUUUGCUCCGGACGUUUUCUCCCAGGCCCACUUGAGUGGGGCGCUUGCAAUUCUGCCCGCAUCUCUGAUGUUGGUCAUGGGAGCAGUGAUGGUGGCGUGCAGCUCCAGGAUCGCGAGGGCGCUGAAGACGUCCAGCCCGGGGAGAGACAAGCUGCACCCUGUGAAGAGGAGAGCCUUCAGGGUCGUCUGUGCCACCUCAGCGGUCGCCAUAUCCUGCUACCUUCCGGUUAAUGCGCUGCAAGGCUUGAGGGCUUGGGUUCCUAGCACAUUAGAAUGUGCGAUCACCGCGGCGUGUUUACUCUUGCUGUGUAUUGCCAGUUUUGUGCAUUCUGUGCUUUACCUCUCCACCCAUUUGAAGCUGUUGAUCUACUUGAAGUCUCUAUGCAAUGUGAAGCGUUCUUAGAUUAGCAAAGCAAAAGAUCAUUUAAUUCAAUGAGAAAGUGUGUCCAGACCUUUGACUUGUGCUGUAGUUCCUAUGUGAGUAUGUAAUGAACAAUUAUCAAUAUAGAUAAAUCAUUAUAAUUAUAUGACAGUACUAAAGCUAAUGACCGUGACAGCAACAACAUGAACGAUUAGAAUAAUAAUUAGUACAAGUAACAAUAGUAUAAUAAUCAUAUAAUAAUGCUAAUAAUAAUGACAACAAUAACUAUAUUAUUAAAAAUGAAUUGUAUUCAAGCCUUUAAUACAAGAAGUGCAGCACAAUAUGUUUUAAUAAAGGACAAUAAAGGAGUAUAGAAAGGAUGAAUAUUGUUGGAAAAACCUGAUCAAUGUUUUCUUUAGUCGACGCUGCUCGCUCUCAGAGAUAUAUCGUGUUGUGUGUGAACUGAGAGUCGAGAGGAUUUGUUUUCAGUGUCCAACUAAUCUCUAGGUUUUAUGUUCUUAGUGCAAAACAAAGUGACCCUCACUCACACAUGAUUAACUCUCUGCUGUUUGAAGAUCUUGUCCAGACCUCCCUGUUUCAGUGUGUGUUAUCUCCACUGUACAUCAUUCGGACACUGGGAGGAAGACCUUUGAUUUGUGUGCGUGUGUCAUUCUGUCACCUGCUUGCAACUAUCAUUAAUAAACGUCCUGUUUAACGAUUUUA
This is a messenger RNA of Gasterosteus aculeatus aculeatus (three-spined stickleback), 2365 nucleotides long. The record is from RefSeq and is a predicted model, not a curated record. Lineage: Eukaryota; Metazoa; Chordata; Actinopteri; Perciformes; Gasterosteidae.